UCUCUCUCCACGUCUCUCUCUCUCUCUCUCUCUCUCUUAGAGCAGGAAUGUUGAAACAGGAGAGCAGUCAGUCAGCGCCGCACGUUUCUUCUGCACCGCACAGGAGUGAAUAAUUGAUCAUCGUCUCGGUUAAAAUGUAUUGAUGAGGAGAAAGUGAUUUGUGAACGGAUCCUGCAGUUACUUUUGGAUUUACAUUCUUAGCUCGAACGCAUUUCUUUCCCCGUUUCCUCGACUGAAGAAAAGUUUGCUUUGAGACCCCGCACAGCUGGAGUCCGCAGAUGGAAAUAACCUCUCAGUGUACACCGAGCGCACCGUAUUCCAGAGGUCUCCCAAUAUGGACCUGGAGUCACUGAGAAGGUGAAGACUGCUAGUGUUAAAUGCUCACUGCAAGGCUUCCCACAACACUGCGACUGCUCAUAUAACUGCUGUUAGUUCAGUGACUGUGUGAACUGUUCGCAGACUGUUUACCAUGGCGUCUAGUCUGACAUGUACGGGUGUUAUCUGGGCCAUGCUGUCCCUGCUCUGUGCUGCUGCCUCCUGUGUUGGCUUCUUCAUGCCCUACUGGCUGCUGGGGACACAGAUGGACAAGCCAGUGUCCUUUGGCACGUUUCGACGCUGCUCCUAUCCGGUGCGGGAUGAGGAGAGGCAGGCCACAGUGAUGCUGGAGCAGUGUGGGCGCUACGCCUCGUUCCACGGCAUCCCGAGUCUGGAGUGGAGGAUCUGCACAGUAGUGACGGGCGUGGGAUGUGGCCUCCUCCUUCUGGUGGCGCUCACAGCACUCAUGGGCUGCUGCAUCUCUGACCUCAUCUCACGUACAAUCGGCCGUGUGGCUGGAGGCAUCCAGUUUGUUGGUGGUCUGCUCAUAGGAUCAGGUUGUGCACUCUAUCCACUGGGAUGGGACAGUGAGGAAGUACAACAGACCUGCAACAACAGCUCAGACCAGUUUCAACUAGGUUCCUGCCAGAUUGGCUGGGCGUAUUACUGUACAGGGGCAGGGGCGGCGGCUGCCAUGCUGCUGUGCACCUGUCUGUCCUGUUUUGCAGGCAAGAAGCAGAAGCAGUACCCGUACUGAAGAAGGAAGCAUCAGAGAGACGGGGGACAGGUAGAGACCUCGAGCGGGACGACAAAAGGGAGAGGACUCUGACUCUGUGGACUCACCAGUACAGCACAUCAGGCACCAAAGACAUCAAGUCAUUAUGGUGCUCUGCACAUCAUGGGACACUACUCAUCUGACAACUGCAGGGACUGUUUCAUAACACAGCACACACACAUGGCUUUGAAAACAAGUUCUUCUCUUAAAAGCUGUUCUUAAAUGAAAAAUGUAUGGACCAAUCCUGUUUGUAAAAUUGUUACAUGACUAUUUCUUUAAUGAAAAGAGUAUUCUUUUUUUUUUUUUGUCUUCCUCUUCUUUGGUCAUUGAUGUUUAUGUGAUAGUGUGCCCUGUGACGAAGACAAAAGUAAUAUUGCUUCAUUGUCAUGUGAAGUGUUUCUGUCUCCUCCUCAUGUCUCAUCCUUGCCUUAAACACAAACUGAAAUGCAAUAAUCCCUAUAACGUAAAGCAAUCCAACACUGGCUGCCUGCUUCCUCAACUCAGCCUUUUCAGAUUCCAAAAAAAUCUAAGCAUAGUUUAUUUAACACAUUCAUAAGAUAUAAGAUGUGUAUGAUAAUGUGUUUUAUCAUAUUAGCACAUGUUUUGUAUUUACUCUUCAAAUUAUUCUUUGUCAUUAUUUUCGUUUUGUAAAUAAAUGUUUAUUGAAA
Messenger RNA from Thunnus maccoyii (southern bluefin tuna), 1758 nucleotides. Its product is annotated as LHFPL tetraspan subfamily member 6 protein. The transcript has 4 exons. Gene Ontology annotation, cellular component: membrane. Bases 470 to 1072 code for a protein of 200 amino acids. NCBI's taxonomy places the organism in Eukaryota, Metazoa, Chordata, Actinopteri, Scombriformes, Scombridae. The record is from RefSeq and is a predicted model, not a curated record.